Ectocarpus siliculosus is the source of this 2074-nucleotide messenger RNA. The record is from the annotation of a GenBank genome assembly. NCBI's taxonomy places the organism in Eukaryota, Phaeophyceae, Ectocarpales, Ectocarpaceae.
AUGCCGGGAUCCACGAAGACCGAGCUGCCGGUUUUCAUGCUGGAUAUGUCGGCAUGUCCAGGGGGGGUGGUACCGUUGCACAUCUUCGAGAUGCGCUACAGACAGAUGUUCAACGACAUUGGGACGACGGACAACCGCUUCGGCAUGCUGGUCACUGAUGCCAAGACGGGGAGGCCAUGCAAGUACGGGGCUGUGAUGGAAUGCGCACAACGAAAGCUCCUGCCAGAUGGACGGCAGUACGUCCUCAACCAGGCGGUGGAGCGGUUCAGGGUGCUGAAGGUGUUGAAGACUAACCCGUACACGGUGAUGGAGGUGGAGGUGGGCAUCCCGGAUAACAAGCCGCUGGAGGGAGAGCCGGUCAAGUGGGGGGCGGAAGAGGGGACAAGAUUGGAAGAUCUUGAGCUAGAGGUGUACGAUACCGUCAACUCGGUGGUGGACCUGAUGAACAAGCUAGCGCCUCCCGCCACCCCAGGAGAGAACCGAACCCUUUCCGAGUGGUUCUUGAGGUACUCUCCCAAGGUGAAGCGUGACGAGGGUCUGGACGGGGAGUCCGCGGGGGACGAUCUGGCGAAGCAAGCGAAGGAGGACGAGAGGCGGAUGAAGUUCUCUUACGCCGUGGCCGAGAUGAUUGCGAUGGAGUCGCGCACCAAGCAGCUCCUCCUCCAGUCCCGCAGCACGGCCUACCGUCUCAUGGCCGUCAGGGAGAUAUUGGUGAAGGCUCAGAAGGAGCUCGCCGCCAAGAGCUCGCUCAAGGACACCCUGGGAUAAUAACCGUUUCCCACAAGGAAAACAUGGAAGUACCUCGGAAUGGAACACUCCGUGAAGACGGUUAGUUGUGCUUGCCUGCGUGGGAGCUUGUUGCUUGGACGCGGGUAGGUUCUGUACAGAGUCAUUUUCUCAAUGUCAAGAGUAUCACAAACGCGUGGAUUGGUGUCACCGCUGCGAAUCCCUCUAUCCCGUCUUGGGGGCAGGGGUGCAAGGCCCGGGGGGUAUUUUACGCUGUGGUCGAAGAAGUUGCCCGUACCCAUCCAUGCAUUUUCGAAGAAUUAGGGGGAGGGGGGUGGUGUUUCUUGCACGCGAUGGGAGACAGCGAGCGCCGUUUUUGUCUAGGAUUCGCUCGAGGGCACGGUUGCCCACAGGCCAUUGGGUUAGAGACUGAUGCCUUGCGAGAGACAAGGAAGGGAGGAUAAGGAUGAUACAUGUGCCUUCCCUUCCUGCGGGGUAUUUGGUAUUGGUGUGUGUGUUUUCGUCCCUUCUAUAUCUCGGCCUUGGAAGAGAAGACUGCUGCAAAAAGAGAAAGAGAAAGAGAGCAAGGACGUGCUGGCUCCGUAAGCGGUACCGGCACUGCUUCUGCUGUAGAGAUUUAUCCUCGCGGGGGAUAUGCUCACGUUUGGGUACCACACCCUCCUCUUAGGGUCACAACCACCUCGAUUAGUGCAAAGUUUCGGCGUGUUGCUUUGUUGGCCCCGCUUCGUGUCCCUUCGGGUCUAAAAGACUAUGUGUCUCCUGUGUUGGAAAAGAUGAGCCGGCCUCGCUGGACAUGGAAGAUGUACUUUUCCUCGUGGGAUGGCUGUACCCCUUUUGGGCAACAGGGAGCGUGGCCUGACUUCGGUCUUUUGUGGUCUUUUGUGGUCUUUGUGGUCUUUGUGGGAUGACCGUACCCUUUUCGAGUAGAAGGGGAGUGUGGCCUGAGUAGGCGCUUGCCGUACAGUAUUCGCGACGAGACGAGAGCCUAGCACUGGAAACACGCUACUGAAACUGGGUGAUGGAAUCUUGCAUGGAAUCUUGGGGGGACAGGAGAAAAGGGUCGACCCGCGUAGAUGACAGCAGUAGUUCACUUCCGAUAGGGCAGAUUCUUGGCCCAGACAGCUACUAAUAAUAGACGACUGGAGUUUGUUCUUGUCGCGCUGGGUGUUCGUAGAUACGGAGAUAGUUUGAGUGGCAAUCUCGGGUGUUUUGAGUGGGAAUUGAAACUCAAUCCCUUACGGGGCUUGGGGUACUCUGGGACGAUGCGAUUGUUGGACUCAUGUGCCGGAUACUCUGACGCAACAGUGAAAACAGUGGUUUUAAGCGG